Messenger RNA from Saxophila tyrrhenica, 1872 nucleotides. RefSeq lists its product as uncharacterized. The transcript has a single exon. The record is from RefSeq and is a predicted model, not a curated record. NCBI's taxonomy places the organism in Eukaryota, Fungi, Ascomycota, Dothideomycetes, Mycosphaerellales, Extremaceae. Bases 1 to 1872 code for a protein of 623 amino acids. Gene Ontology annotation, biological process: chromatin remodeling; regulation of DNA-templated transcription. Gene Ontology annotation, cellular component: nucleus. Gene Ontology annotation, molecular function: ATP-dependent H2AZ histone chaperone activity.
AUGUCAGACGACGAGCGGUCAGACAGCGGGUCCGAGAGCGACGAUCUCGUACAGACCGGCCUCGUUGCUACACGACAAAAGCGCGCGACUGCAGGCAACUUCUACGCAGCCCUCCGGAACAACCUUGACGAUGAAGAGCUGCAGAAGGAAUUGCUAGCGGAAGAUGAGGAGGAUGCCGGAGAGUACGAGAGCUCAGACAAGGACGUUGGAGACGAGGAUGAGGCCUUCGAUUCGUCUAGCGACGACGAAGACGCCGGGCCACCGCAAGAAGGGCAGCAGGAAGAUUUGGAGGGCGAGAAGGCGCUGAAGAAGCAGGAGCGCAAUGAGGCGAAGAAGAAGCGGAAGGCUGCUGAGGCAAAGCUGAGGGUACCGGCGUUGCGGAAGGUUGCGAAGAGGGUGAAGCUCGCGGACGAUGUCAAGGCAGAAGAUGGUACUACGGUGGAGCGGCCGAAGAAGAAGAGCGAGCGCUCGAACUGGCUUCCCAGCCCCGCUGAUGCCCCUCUUCGCCAGUCUGGACGGUCUUUGGCUGUUUCGAACCGCGAGAUCGUUCACGAGAACCUGAAGCAAAGCGCGAAACGAAGUGAGCAGCAGAAGCGUAUCAUGAAGAACGCCGCAGAGCGGGAGAAGACGAAGCAGGUCAUGGCGAGCUUGACUCAAGAGGAGCGGCUGAAGAAGUGUGAGAGGAUCGAGAAGGAGACCGCGAAAGAGUUCGGGAAGUGGGAGAGGGAGGAGGCGGAGCGGCAGAGGCUGAGGGAUGAGGCGCUGGCUGCGAAGAGGAAUAAGGGGUUUGACGGUCCAAUGAUAAGGCACUGGAGUGGUAGUGUGCUGUGGGAAGGAGAGCGGAUCAAGGUGAAGAGGGUGGCGCAUGGCAGUCGGAAGGUCGAGGAAAUCAUAGAGGAGAAGGUGGUUGAGCAGGAAGCUGGCGAUGGGGCGGGCGAUGCUGGCACUGAGCCAACAACGGCUACAGCUUCGAAGCAGCCAAGUGUGGCCGCAGACUCGCCCGCUGGAACUCAGGCGAAGUCAACGCCAGAGCCAACAACCACUCCAUUUGUGCAAGGGCAGCCUGCGAUUGCGCCAAUACAAGCACACCAGCCUCCGGCACAACCACCAGUCUCUUGGCUCCAGGGCAUCCAGGAGUACGCUUCGCAACCAUCACAGCCACCAUCUCAAGCCAACUACACACCGAGCGCGCCCUCUCUGAACGGUGUCGCGCCUGCUCAGCCUCCACCGCAGCAACCAAUCUACCCACCUCAUCCUCCACAACCCCAUAUCUACCACGGCUGGCCACCAGGCUCUCACCAAUUCACCGUCCAACCGCAGCCGCCAAUCGCACCACCCCCAGCACCAAUACUUCUCAUCCGCGAACAAGCCCAGCGAACGCUCCUCAUCCUCUCUUCCUUCCCCAAUCUUGACACCUCGAACACUACUACCAAACGAAUACCCAAAUCCAAGGCACCAGAAGCCAACCCUCUGGAUCCGACUCCAAUUGCAUCCGAACUCCUCCCCUCCUCACAUCCACCUUUCACCUCAGACGAAAGGACCUACCUCCUCACUCGGCCACGCAAACGCGCGAUCCAAGGCAGCAACGGCAGGACCGAAGUCCCUCUUCCUCCGCCGCCUGCUAAGCAGCGCUGUGCUGUCACGUCCUGGCCAGCGAAGUUCCGAGAUCCGAAGACUGGUCUGGCAUAUGCGGAUAUGCAUCAGUACAAGGUCAUCCAAAGAGUGUUGGCUGGCGGGACUGCCUGGAGUAGGCUCCUGGGAGCGUGGGUCGGGCCGAGAUAUGGGGCACUGGGAAGGCCAGCCAGGGGCGUGCCAGAGGGGUUUGGUGGAGAGCUUACUGGCGGUGUUGGGGUGAAGAGUGAAGUGGCGUGA